Chanos chanos (milkfish) is the source of this 1182-nucleotide messenger RNA. RefSeq names its product cyclin B2 (gene ccnb2). The record is from RefSeq and is a predicted model, not a curated record. Lineage: Eukaryota; Metazoa; Chordata; Actinopteri; Gonorynchiformes; Chanidae. The transcript is spliced from 7 exons. Gene Ontology annotation, biological process: mitotic cell cycle phase transition. Bases 1 to 1182 code for a protein of 393 amino acids. Gene Ontology annotation, molecular function: cyclin-dependent protein serine/threonine kinase regulator activity.
AUGUCUUUACAGCGCUGGAAGUUUGAGAAUGCAGCCCCAGCAGCCGGCAAAGUUGCUCAUAACGGGGCGAAGAGGGCUGUAUUAGGAGAGCUCUCAAAUUUUCCCAACAAAAUGGCACAAGCCAAGAAGGUUCAAAGUGGGAAGCCUUCCGUGGUGUCAGCAGGUCAGCCAACUGCUGCGCAGUCAAAAGGUGCACCCGCGUUGCGUAAAGUCCGGUUUGCCUCCCCCAAAGCUGCAGCCGCCCCUAAAACUGUUGUACCCGAGGUCCCUGCUGCUGAUGUGUCAAUGAAGGAAGAGGAGCUGUGUCAGGCCUUCUCUGAUGCCUUGUUUCCCGUUGAAGACAUUGAUGAGGGUGAUGCAGAUAUGCCUCAGUUGUGCUCUGAAUAUGUGAAGGACAUCUAUGCCUACCUACAAACUCUUGAGAUGCAGCAGUCAGUCCGUCCAAAAUACAUGCAGGGAUACGAGAUAAAUGAACGCAUGCGUGCCCUCCUGGUUGACUGGCUUAUUCAGGUGCAUUCAAGAUUCCAGCUGCUUCAAGAAACCCUCUACAUGACCGUGGCCAUCCUAGACCGCUUUCUACAGGUUCAGCCAGUGUCUCGUGGGAAGCUGCAGCUGGUUGGAGUGACCGCCAUGGUUAUUGCCUCAAAAUAUGAGGAGAUGUAUGUCCCAGAGCUGGGCGAUUUUGUGUACAUCACAGACAACGCUUUCACUAAGGCCCAGAUUCGACAGAUGGAGAUGAUGAUGCUGAGGGAGUUGAACUUCGAGCUGGGACGACCUCUGCCCCUUCACUUUCUCAGGAGGGCCUCAAAGGCUGGAAAUGCUGAUGCUGAGAAGCAUACGCUAGCCAAGUAUUUUCUGGAACUUACUUUGAUGGACUAUGACAUGGUGCACUACCACCCAUCUGAAACAGCAGCCGCUGCCCUCUGCCUGGCUCAACUUGUGCUUGAUGGACAGAAAUGGACUCCAACACAGAAACACUACUCUACCUAUGACGAGGCCCACCUGAAGCCAAUAAUGCAGCAGCUGGCCAAAAAUGUAGUCCGAGUGAAUGAGGGACUGACCAAGCACAUGGCAGUGAAGAAUAAAUAUUCUAGCAGCAGGCUGAUGAGGAUCAGUCUCCUCCCUCAGCUGAAAUCUGCCCUCAUUAAGGAUAUGGCUGCCCCUCUACUGGCUAACUCCUGA